Molecule: messenger RNA, 393 nt
Organism: Linum tenue
Lineage: Eukaryota; Viridiplantae; Streptophyta; Magnoliopsida; Malpighiales; Linaceae
Source: the annotation of a GenBank genome assembly
AUGCUGGGUGAUACAUACUUGACGGUGAUGAGGUGGUAUAAGAGUUUUAACCCAUGGAAAUCGGUUGUGAAGUCUACUUUGGUGUGGGUACAACUACCUGACCUACCGAUAGAAUUCAUCAAUAAUGAAGCUGCUAUGAAGAUAGGGGUGAUGAUUGGACAUUCUGUAUGGGUUGAUAGAGCAACUGAAAUAGGGGCAAGAGGCAACUAUGCUAGAGUGUGUGUUGAGGUAGACUUGACGAGACCAUUAUUGUCACGAUACAAAGUUGAAGGGGUCGAAUACCUUAUUCAGUAUGAGGGGAUUGAGAAUAUUUGCAUGGAUUGCAGACAGUAUGAAAACACUACAAGUAGGUGCCCAUGCAAGAAAAUGGAGGAAGAAGUACGAGUCCCCUAA